This is a messenger RNA of Anas platyrhynchos (mallard), 2339 nucleotides long. NCBI's taxonomy places the organism in Eukaryota, Metazoa, Chordata, Aves, Anseriformes, Anatidae. The record is from RefSeq and is a predicted model, not a curated record.
GGGACUUCUUCCCCAGCCGAGGGGAUUUCUCGUUUCCCUUUGAUCCGAGCCCGUUUGGGGAGCGAAGGCUGCGGGCGGAGUUUCCCCGGCCCGGGGCUCCCUGCGAGGCCGGGUCUCCGCCUCCGCGCCCUCCCCUUAUAGCCGGGCUGCCCCGGGGCUCCGCAGCCAGCGCCACCGCCGCCCUCGUCGUCCUCGCCGUGGUGCCCGGGAGCCGCAGCAGAGCUAGAAGGAAAAUGCUGAAAAUGUUACCUUUUUCCCAAAGUGGUCCCUUUGGAAUACGCAAUGGAUCAGCAGGUUGCAUCAAGGUAAAUGGGCAGCUGGAAAACCCUGCAACAUCAGUAGCUGAGCAAGUCCCUGCCUGUCCUGCUUCUUCUGGAGACGAGAUCUGGUCCAGGAACCAGGAGAAGAUGAGUGAAAGGCCAGAGGCAGCUGGCAGAACUUCGCGGGCAUCUUCCAUCACGAGCACCGGGAGCUGCACCUCUGCUGGGGACAGUCUGGAGAAGGGGAAGAAAGGAAUCAAGGGAAUGUUUACGACUGCAUUUAAGAAGAUGAUAAAGACCAGGACACCCAGCAUCAAACAAAUCAUGGAUCUCCUUGAAAAGCACAAGCUUUCUGAUGCUGCCCUACUUCUGAUUGCCCUGGAGAAGAGCGUAUCUAGCAAAAGCGAGGAGGGACUAAACACCAGGCAACAAGACAUCGAGUCCAUCAGCGAAAUCCUGAAAAACAAAGUCUUCAGCAUCUUGAAAGACUCUGUCCUUUUAGCAAGAACAAACCCAGAACUGCUGCAGCAAGCAGUAGAGGUACUGAAAGAACAGGAGAAAGAAGAUCAGAAUUGCCUGUCAGAGAAUUCACCUGACCAAAAUGUGCAAUUUAGACCCAGAAAAUGGAAAGAGCUUUGGAUGGCUACAGUGAAGGAGUCAGUAGAGACUCGAAUGAAAGACACAAGUCAUACUCCCAGAACUGAGAACCUCUCUUCAGUUGGCCAAAACCUCCUGCGCAUGGGGAAGACGAUGAAAGAAGAUUUGACAGUAGUUGCAAAAUGCAUUAGACAGCUUUAUCCCCCUGAGUUUAACGUGUUCGGUACAUAUGCAGAACUCUAUCACCAUCACUUUGCCUCCGAGGCAAAGAAAGCUGCUGAGUCCCAGCUGGAAGACAAGGACGUCUACCUUCUCCUCUCAUGGGUGCACAACAUUUACCCAAAAGAUAUGAGGAAAGAUCCUGUUUUAGCAGAGGAGCUGGAGAAAGUUAAGCUUGGAAGCCUUUUGCCAUCAAGCCUGAGCAAAGAGCUUGAAAGAAAAUAUCUCGAGAGUGAAGAGGCAACCAUCAAAAAUUCACUGAACAAAUGUUUAGAAAAGGAAAUCGAAAGAUGGAAAGAAGACAAAGAGCCAGAGAAACUAAAUGGACAUUUUCAGAGUGAGCUACUAGCAAUAUUCGUUAUCCAGAGCAUCUACAAUGGCCAGAAGCGAGCCAAGGAGGUGAGCACGGCGCUGGGCGAAGAGCUGUCGCAUCGCCUGUCGCGGGAGCUGGCUGCCCUCCUGAGAAGCUACAAGGAUGCUUUUGAAGACUUCAAGGAGAAAGGCAAGAAGCAAGUACACUACAGGCCGAUUCUGAUUGCAAACAUUAACAACUGCUGGGAAUUUCAGGUAAGGGUCCCUUCCUCCGCCAGCAGCGGAGACUACGUAGAGAAAAACAUGGCAGAAAAUGAUGACAACAAGGACAGGAUCCUUAGCACCCUUGGGGACAUCGAGACCAGCGGCUGUGACGUCCUGCUUCAGCAGCUGUUUGUCCAGCUGAAGCCAAUUUAUAAGAAGUUUACAGAAAACAAGUGGGACUGCAGCAAUAAAAUUAUGGAUGAGAUCAUUAAAACCACCAGCAAACACAUUUCAGAGUUGCAGACCCUGAAGAACCCUUUUUACAACGCCGCCAUUGAGAAGAUCCAUGUCCGCUUGGUGAGAGAUUACAUUGUGAGGCUGCUGAAGAAGAAGGUCGGCCUGAAAAGUGCAGCACAACAGCAAAACCUGGCCCAAAGCAUCUCCAAGAACGCUGCUGAGCUGGAAGCCUUCUGCACCAAAAAUGGCUCUCAAGCCACCUGGCUGAAUUCGGCACUCCCAAAACUGGCUGAAAUCAUCCGGCUUCAGGAUAUAGCUGCUAUUAAAAUUGAAGUUGCGACGCUCGCCACAGCAUACCCAGAUAUCCGGAGAAGGCACCUGGAAGCUUUCCUGUAUAUCAAAGCCAAUUUGUCGCGUGGAGAGCUCAAAAGCAUCCUGAGCUACCUGGAAGACAGCACGGUGUCCACACCACCCAGCAACCUGCUCUUCUCCAGCAUAAACCUGUCCUAG